Balearica regulorum gibbericeps (East African grey crowned-crane) is the source of this 1273-nucleotide messenger RNA. Lineage: Eukaryota; Metazoa; Chordata; Aves; Gruiformes; Gruidae. The record is from RefSeq and is a predicted model, not a curated record.
AAAGCUGCGUUGGCACAGUUUCCAGAACUCGCACCGGCCCAGCCUGAACUCUGCCUCUCUGGAGAUCAACCGCCAGUCCUCUGCCCAGCUCAACCUGCUCCAGAAGUGCUCCCUGCUCCGUCUCACAGCCAUCAUGGAGAAGUACUCCGUGCCCCACAAGCAAGCCUGGACGUGGACUGUGCCCAAGUUCAUGAAGCGGAGUAAAGUCCCCGACUACCGGGACAAGCAGGUCUUUGGGGUGCCGCCCAUCAUCAACGUGCAGCGGACGGGGCAGCCCCUGCCCCGCGGUGCCUGCGGGGCGCCUCCGAGCCUGCAGCAGCGCUGGGAUUCGGGGGGAAAAGCCCGGAUUCAGGCGCUCCGGCACAUGAACGAAACCAGCCCCGACAACGUGAACUACGACGGGCAGUCGGCGUACGACGUGGCUGACCUGCUGAAGCAGUAUUUUCGUGACCUGCCAGAGCCCAUCUUCACCAGCAAGCUGACGGAGACCUUCCUGCAGAUCUACCAGUUCGUGUCGGAGGACAAGCGGCUGCAGGCGGUGCAGGCGGCCGUUAUCCUCAUGCCGGACGAGAACCGGGAGGUGCUGCAGACCCUGCUCUACUUCCUGAGCGACAUCGCCUCCGCCGAGGAGAACCAGAUGACGGCCGGGAACCUGGCCGUGUGCCUGGCCCCCUCCAUCUUCCACCUCAAUGUGUCCAAGAAGGAAAGCACCUCACCGAGGGCGAUACAUAAGAGGGGCACCAUGGGGAAGCCUGACCAGAAGGACCUCAACGAGAACAUGGCUGCGACGCAGGGGCUCUCCCACAUGAUCACCGACUGCAAGAAGCUCUUCCAGGUCUCCCACGACAUCUUGCUCCAGCUGAGCAGCUCAUACAUGGCAGCAGAUGCUUACCCCCAUCCCCUGGCUGACUUCGUGUGUCAGGGGGAAAGCAAGGAUUUACACUCCUACUUCGAGCAGAGUGUGCAGAACCUGCUCAAAGAGUCAUCAGAGAAAUUCAAGGGGUGGCUGAGCACCCCGGGGCCCCUGAAUACGGAGCUCUCCUGCAAAAAGGUUGGGGACGGGCACCCUCUGCGCUUGUGGAAGGUCUCCACGGAGGUCGAGGCCCCUCCUGCCACGGUGCUGCACAGGGUGCUUCGGGAGCGUCACCUCUGGGACGAGGACCUGCUGCAGAGCAAAGUGGUGGAGGCCCUGGACAAGAACAUGGAGGUCUACCACUACGUCACGGACAGCAUGGCACCCCACCCGCGCAGGGACUGCGUGGUGCUCCGGUGA